Anopheles arabiensis is the source of this 2107-nucleotide messenger RNA. RefSeq lists its product as uncharacterized. The record is from RefSeq and is a predicted model, not a curated record. The transcript has 5 exons. Bases 160 to 591 code for a protein of 143 amino acids. Lineage: Eukaryota; Metazoa; Arthropoda; Insecta; Diptera; Culicidae.
UCGUCCGUGCUUUUUCCCUCCAUAGCGCUAUCUCUUUCACGCGUGCAGCCCAAUUUUAAGACCGGUACCGCUACCGAUAGAAAAUGUAAACAAACGUCAACACAAAUUCAACCAGUGCUCAUCCCUCCCGUGAAAAGUUUCCCGAUAGAAAGCGUGAAAAUGGCCUCAAAUCAGGACAAGAAAAGUGGCUUGAUGUCCCAUGCAAUUUCCCGGCUCUACAAGCAGCGUCUGGAAGAAGUGGAAAGGGAACUCCUUCUUGCCCAGCAGCCAGAACCUCCGAAUGUGGAUGACCGAGCGCGUGAUGCUGUGCCAGUGCAGUUUGAAGAUGUUCCGAUGCCCAUGGAAGUGAUCGACGAUGCUGCUCCGCUUAGCGAAAGCGAGGAGGAAGGUACGACCGACGCAAGCAGCGGCGAGGAUACAGACGUGGAGGAUAUUCAGGUCGAGGUGGAAAUGCCAGACCAUCCGUACGGAGAUCUUUCGUGCCAGGAUGGCUUGAGGAUGUGGGCCCUGCAAACUGGACAAACUCAUCGGAGUUUGAACCUUUUGCUGGGCCAUUUGCGACAUCACUUCCCCCAGACCAAAUUGCCAUGAGAUGCACGGACGUUGAUGAACACGCCUGUGUCCGGAGCACCGGAGACAGCCCUUACACCCAUCGCAGGUGGGCAGCUGUGGUACCAGGGUGUGGAAAAAUGCCUGCUUUCAUAUUUUCGCGAUUGUCAGCCAACCCAGGAGGGGUUCGAGUUGAACAUUUUUGUGGAUGGCCUACCCCUGCACAAGAGCAGUCGGACCCAAUUUUGGCCAAUUCUCAUGCAGGCUCAUAACGUUCCACAUACUCCUGUAAUGACGGUUGCGAUAUUCUGUGGCGAAUCAAACCCGUUAUUCGUCAAGGAGUUUUUGCAGCCGUUUGUGGACGAAAUGAACAGACUGUAUGUGACAGGUCUGACAAUUAAAUCCCGCUCUUACUGGGUGGAAGCGCGUGCAAUAAUUGCAGACGCUCCGGCACGAGCAUUUAUUAAAGGUGUUAAAUCGCAUAAGGCGUACAGCGCCUGCAUGUAAUGCAUUAUCGUUGGUGAGUUGGAUGGACACCGGAUCUACUUCCGGUAUGGUGAACAAUGCGCGCCUCGGAACUACAAGGAUUUUUGUGAUGACAAAUAUCCCACACAUGUCAACAACCCUACGCCCUUUACGAGUCUAUUAGGUUGCGAUAGCGUUGACGAUUUUGGGUCAGCCGAAGACAUGCACUUAAUAUACAAGGGCGUAGAGGCAAAGUUGCUACAUUUGUGGAUAAAUGGCUUCCCUGGCGUAACUUGUUACUUGCCACGUCGCCAGCAACGUGAAGUGUUGGUAACCUUCAGAUUACCAACGUAAACUGCGCGACCUGCGAUACAUCCAUCUCUGGAAAGCUUCCGAGUACAGGAUGUUUCUGUUGGUUGCCGGUUUCGUUGUUCUGAAGGAUAGACUUAUCGAUGCAGCGUACCAACACUUCAUGUUGUUGAUGAUGGCUGUGACGUUUAUGUCCACCACAUACCAUCGCGCUAAAUGGGAACUGGCUGAUUCAUAUUUGCAUAGGUUUGUGGCAGCCUAUGGAGAUCUGUACAGCCCAGUUCUCAUGAAUAGCAACGUGCAUAACUUGCUGCACGUUUACAAUGACGUUUGCAGGUUCGAUGACUAAAAAACAUAUCAGCCUUCAUUUUUUGAGGCAUUUUUGCAUGACCUCAAAAAGUUGGUGCAUUCCGGGAGGCACAGCCUGGUACAAGCGGUCCAUCGUUUGCUGGAACUGCAACAUGUCAUUGUUGCCAAGCGUCAGCAAAACAAACCGGUGGACGAACAAUCGGUGCGCACGGUUGGUGUCGACACCAUAACGACCGUGCGGCAGAUGCGAAAAAACUUUCGCAAUCAAUGGUUCAUGACCAACUCGGGCGAGGUGGUCCGUUACAAAACGGCCACAAAACAGGCAAGGACGUUACGGUGCAGGGGUACGUGUUUUUCAAAUAGGUGCUUGCCUUUACGGAACCUUGCCUUUCAACGGAGUCGAAUAUUUACUCUGCCAACAUGGUAGAUUUGAAUAAGGGAGAAUUGCAACAUUACGCCAGCAGUACGCUGAUGU